Messenger RNA from Suncus etruscus (white-toothed pygmy shrew), 1341 nucleotides. It is a transcript of the gene GSDMA, whose product is annotated as gasdermin A. Gene Ontology annotation, biological process: defense response to bacterium; pyroptotic inflammatory response. Gene Ontology annotation, molecular function: phosphatidylserine binding; phosphatidylinositol-4,5-bisphosphate binding; phosphatidylinositol-4-phosphate binding. The transcript is spliced from 11 exons. The record is from RefSeq and is a predicted model, not a curated record. NCBI's taxonomy places the organism in Eukaryota, Metazoa, Chordata, Mammalia, Eulipotyphla, Soricidae. The coding region runs from base 1 to 1341 and encodes 446 amino acids.
AUGACCUUGUUUGAAAAUGUCACACGGGCUCUGGCCCGACAGCUGAACCCCCGAGGGGACCUGACACCCCUCGACAGUCUCAUCGACUUCCAGCGCUUCCACCCCUUCUGCCUGGUGCUGAGGAAGAGGAAGAGCACGAUCUUCUGGGGGGCCCGCUAUGUCCGUACUGACUACACCCUCCUGGAUGUGCUGGAGCCAGGCUCCUCGCCCUCAGAACCCACGGACUCUGGGAAAUUUGGCUUUAAGAACAUGCUGGAUGCCCGAGUGGAGGGCGACGUGGACAUGCCAAAGACAGUGAAGGUGAAAGGAACUGCAGGGGUGUCCCACAGCAGCACCCUGGAGGUGCAGACACUCAGCGUGGCCCCCAAAUCCUUGGAAACCCUACAGCACGAGAGGAAGCUGACAGCUGAUCACCCCUUCCUGAAGGAGGUGCGGGACCGAGGGGAGAACCUCUACGUGGUGAUGGAGGUGGUGGAGACCGUGCAGGAGGUCACCCUGGAGAAAGCCGGCAAAGCAGAGGGUGUCUUCUCCCUCCCAUUCUUCGCACCGCUGGGCUUACAGGGGUCCAUAAACCACAAGGAGUCCGUCACCAUCCCCAAGGGCUGCAUCCUGGCCUUUCGAGUGAGGCAACUGAUGGUUAAAGGCAAAGAUAAAUGGGAUAUUCCACACAUCUAUAAUGAUAACAUGCAAACCUUCCCACCCGAAGAUAAGUCAGAAGAGGAGAAGAUCACCCUUAUCCAGGCAUCAGAUGUGGGGGAAGCCCACGAGGACUUCAAUACGCUACAAGCAGAGGUGCAGAGAGAAUGUCGGGAAGUGGAGAAGCUGAGCCCAGCUGGAAAAAGCUCCCUGCUCAGCUCCCUCAGCAAACUGCUGGGGAAGAAGAAAGAGCUGCAGGACCUGGAGCAGACGCUCGAAGGGGCUCUAGACAAAGGGCAUGAAGUGAGCCUGGAGGCACUCCCCAAAGAUGUCCAGCUCUCCAAGGAGGCCUUGGACGCUGUCCUCUAUUUCCUCGGCGCUCUAACAGAGCUUAGUGAAGUACAACAGAAGUUAUUGGUCAAAUCCAUGGAGAAAAAGAUCCUGCCUGUGCAGCUGAAGCUGGUGGAGACCACAAUGAAACAGAAUUUUCAUCAGGACAAAGAGAUGGUGUUCCCCCUGAAGAUGGAGCUGCUAUCCUCUCUGGGGGAAGAUGAACUGACUCUGACAGAGGCCCUGGUGGGGCUAAGUGGCCUGGAAGUGCAGAGAUCAGGCCCUGAGUACACAUGGGACCCAGACGCCCUUCCACACCUUUGUGCCCUUUACGCAGGCCUCUCUCUCCUACAAUUGCUGACCAAUAGUUCCUAA